Molecule: messenger RNA, 8429 nt
Organism: Alexandromys fortis (reed vole)
Lineage: Eukaryota; Metazoa; Chordata; Mammalia; Rodentia; Cricetidae
Gene: Mapk10
Product: mitogen-activated protein kinase 10
Exons: 14
Coding region: 610-1890 (426 amino acids)
Biological process (GO): protein phosphorylation; JNK cascade
Cellular component (GO): nucleus; cytoplasm
Molecular function (GO): ATP binding; JUN kinase activity
Source: RefSeq, a predicted model, not a curated record
GAGAGGGUGAUUCAGCAAGCCACUCUUCUCUUUAAUCCUUCCGUCUCUUUUUUUAUUUUUAUGGGGGUGGGUGGUGCUCCAUAUAUUAAAUCCUUACCUUUUUGUUUUUCUAUUUUCAUUUUUACAAAUUUUCUUUCUCUUCCUCACUCUUCAAUUCCUAGGGGUUUGAGUGAGCUAAAGAUCCGUUCUUCUUGGAAAUCACCUGUCUAUUAUUAUUUUUAAACAAUCUCCACACCUCCAAAGACCCUCCUCCUCAUUCCAGCUUGGAAUGUGGCUACUGAAAACCCAGUAGGGAGGAUUUUUGGGGCACGCAUCCCGACCAGGAUCCUGGUUCCCAGGCACGGAAUGGAUAGUGUGAGAACACCACCGGCAGGACCAUCUCAGAUCUUGGUUAUGGCAACUCAUGCAAGACGCUGUUGAAUCAGACCGCUUUCCUAUCGAUGAGAAACCACACAAGCAGUGGUAUUUAUGAGCCUCCAUUUCCUAUACUACUGCAGUGAACCAACCUUGGACGUGAAAAUCGCCUUUUGUCAGGUGUGUGUUCCUCACAGGUAAAACAAGGGAUUCGACAAACACGUGGAUGUGUCAUACGUUGCCAAACAUUACAACAUGAGCAAAAGCAAAGUAGACAACCAGUUCUACAGUGUGGAAGUAGGAGACUCGACCUUCACCGUUCUCAAGCGCUACCAGAACCUGAAGCCGAUUGGCUCUGGGGCUCAGGGAAUAGUUUGUGCUGCAUACGAUGCUGUCCUCGACAGAAAUGUGGCCAUUAAGAAGCUCAGCCGACCCUUCCAGAACCAAACUCAUGCCAAGAGAGCUUACCGGGAGCUGGUCCUCAUGAAGUGUGUGAACCAUAAAAACAUUAUUAGCUUAUUAAAUGUUUUCACACCCCAGAAAACGCUGGAGGAGUUCCAAGACGUUUACUUAGUGAUGGAACUGAUGGAUGCCAACUUGUGUCAGGUGAUUCAGAUGGAAUUAGACCAUGAGCGGAUGUCCUAUUUGCUGUACCAGAUGUUGUGCGGCAUCAAGCACCUCCACUCUGCUGGAAUUAUCCACAGGGACUUAAAACCCAGUAACAUAGUAGUCAAGUCUGAUUGCACACUGAAGAUCCUUGACUUCGGACUGGCCAGGACAGCGGGCACAAGCUUCAUGAUGACGCCGUAUGUGGUGACGCGAUAUUACAGAGCCCCUGAGGUCAUCCUGGGAAUGGGCUACAAGGAGAACGUGGACAUAUGGUCUGUGGGAUGCAUCAUGGGAGAAAUGGUCCGCCACAAAAUCCUCUUUCCCGGAAGGGACUAUAUUGACCAGUGGAACAAAGUCAUUGAGCAACUAGGAACUCCGUGUCCAGAAUUCAUGAAGAAAUUGCAGCCCACAGUCAGAAACUACGUGGAGAAUCGGCCCAAGUAUGCAGGCCUCACCUUCCCAAAGCUCUUUCCUGAUUCCCUCUUCCCAGCCGAUUCCGAGCACAAUAAACUUAAAGCCAGCCAAGCCAGGGAUUUGUUAUCAAAGAUGCUAGUGAUCGACCCGGCUAAGAGGAUAUCGGUGGACGAUGCCUUACAGCACCCGUACAUCAACGUUUGGUACGACCCCGCGGAAGUGGAGGCGCCUCCUCCUCAGAUAUACGACAAACAGCUGGACGAGCGGGAGCACACCAUUGAAGAAUGGAAAGAACUUAUCUACAAGGAAGUAAUGAACUCAGAAGAAAAGACUAAAAACGGCGUGGUAAAAGGACAGCCCUCCCCUUCAGGUGCAGCAGUGAACAGCAGUGAGAGUCUCCCUCCAUCCUCGUCUGUCAACGACAUCUCCUCCAUGUCCACCGACCAGACCCUCGCAUCCGACACUGACAGCAGCCUGGAAGCCUCGGCAGGACCGCUGGGUUGUUGCAGGUGACUAGCCGCCUGCCUGCGAAACCCAGCGUUCUUCAGGAGAUGACGGGAUAGAACACAGCACACAUGCACACACACACACACACACAUGGUUCGCACACACAUAUGCAUACACAAAGACACUCUCACACACGCACAGACGCACACACGCAAUGUCAAGAAAAUAGCAAGAGAGAGAUCCAACCUGGAAUUAGGAUAAAUCUUUCUGCCUGCUUCUCCAAAGUUCUGUAUCACAGCUAAGCCGAAAUGUAUACUUAACUUCUAGUAGCUCUCGCUUCGGUCUCCUUCCAACAGUGCUUACUACACAGAACAAACCAGACACAAUUAGAGAAGUCUUUCCCCAAAGUGUAACUUAAGUGGCUGCAGAACCAGCAACCCGUAACUGCCCUUCAAAUGGCAUGACAAGGUGUGCAGUGGCCCCAUCCAGCAUGUGUGUGUCUCUAUCUUGCAUCUACCUGCUCCUCUCGGCCUAGUCAGAUGGGUGUAGAUACAGAUCUGCAUGUGUCUGUAUUCAUACGGCACUUCUUAGAGAUGCUCCUGUCAGUGUCCUCAGGGCUCCUACCAAGACACCGUGCACUGGGGUACCACCUGGUCCAUUCCAUGUGAUCUAUUACUCCGACAUCAAUCCAUCUGUAAUAUAUUGCCAGUAUAUAAGCUGUUUAGUUUGUUAAUUGAUUAAGCUGUAUGUCUUAUAAGAAAAUAUGUAAAGGGGGAGGGACAUGGGAGAGUGAACUCAGACCCUUCAAGAUGUAGCUUCCGAAUCUGAACCGAUUAAAUGGCACCUGUAUACCAAUUUGUAGAAAGAACAUAUGUGACGCUUACGUACAGUGUGGGGGGAGGGAGGGAGCAGUAGCUUCCAGAUGUCAACGAGCUUGGCCUUCAGGAGGACUGUGUGAGUCAAGGUUACAGUCUCUGGCGAUGGAUAAAUAGCAGGGACUUGAGCACAGGCUAGACCAUGCUCUGUAUUGCUGCAGUAUAGACUGUGGGUGAAAGGGAAUUGCUGCCCAGAUACUGGGAGACACCAAAAACCCAUGUUUUAAAGAUUAGACACCAUUUGUCAUUUUAAAAUGAUGUCAAAAGAUAAAGCUUCUGGAGAAAGGGGAAGGCAGAGAGGCGGCAUCAUUGUGCACACACCCAAUGGUAAAAGCCUUUGCCUGAAACGGUGGAAUUCCCUCCGUGUGAUAUCCUUCAGAGAGGAUAGCCCUGCCUAGACUAAUUCGAGAUUGUGGGGAAUGUUUUCCAUGUGCGGGCUGCUUCCCAGAGUCAUCCCUGCCAAUAUUUUUGUUUUCUUUCCUGGACUAGACUAGAAUAAAACAAAAUGGGAUCCCCAAAGCCAGGGUGGUCUUCAGGACGGCAUCUCUAAGUAUCUACAUGGAAAUGAUUGUCCCUCUGAGGGGUUGUCCCUCAUGGGGGCUUUUCAGACUCCUUGAUAUGACUGGUGUUUCAUACUUACUGACUUAUUUUCAUAGAUAUGUGUAAUUUGAGAAGGGCUGAAACCUGACUUUUGUAUUGCUGUAGAUCUAUGAGAGCAAUAAUUCUGUGCCAACGCAGCUCCUACUAGCUAGCAUUAGAAAAGACUUUGUCUUACAGUCAUGAAACAUUAACGUGUUUAGCAAAAUCAUCUGACCUUAGCUGAAAUUCAUGGAAGAUCCCACCUGAGCACUCUUGGAGGCGCUACCAACCAUCGUGGUUAUAUACCGGGCAAUGCCGGUGCGGUUUCUGAGCAAUAACAGGCACCAGGCCCCGCUUCCCUCUUCCUUCCCCAAGUGAAGCAUCCACCACAGCUCUUUGCACUCUGGCCAUUUUGGUGCUAACCCCUGUGGUGAUAUUUCACCCGGAGAGGAAGUGAAACGUGCGAGGAGGUGAAUGUGACUGGCCUGGCCAAAGGGAAAACCCCCAAGUAUACAGAGUAAACAGCAGCGUUGGAGCUCUGCAAACUGCCUUAAAUACAACACCAGGGAAGCCCUUAUCCUCUCAAGCAAUAGAAUCAGUUAGGAACUCACUUGCCCAAACACUGCACACGUGUGCACACCACAUUGUAGGGCUGCUCUUCCUGGGACUGCUUCUCCAGCACGUUUCUUUGCAAGAUGUGGUACUGAAAAGGAGGGUGGAGGGAGGGAACUAGCUGUCUUGAGAGCUCACUUGCAGCUCAUCCCCUGCUGCAAGUAUCUCAGUCUCUGUCCUUUCCCCAUGCUUUUUAGUGAAUGUUGAUGAUCUUUAUAAAUGCCGAUGAAUUUUUACAACGUCUUUCAUUUUCCCCUCUGCCAUCUUUUGUCCUUUUUAAAACUGUAUCUGUAUCCCUAUUCUGCUCACCAUUCUCUGAAUUUUGCAUUUACGCCUGUGAUAUGCACCCCUCCAGUCUGUAUGACACCAGAUUAAUGUAAAGAAGGGACAGUGGGCUUGGAAGAAGCAAGUCUCGAAGGGCAUUCCAUGGGGCACAAGAUGGCAUAACGGACUGGCAGGGUUCCCAGCAGAAGGGCAGGAGAGGCGGAGGAAAGCAGGCACAACAGAUCGCCUCCCAGCUCCUCUGGCUGGCCUGGGUGCUCCUGUCUGUCUGUUGGUGUAUGGCCUUGUCCGGCUGAGGACCCUUAUGCAGAGAUUCCCCCACGGAGAAGAAAAGACAAAACAAGUCCCUUGGGUUUUCAAAAGCCCAUCCAAGUGGAGAUGGGGACCGGGAUCCUGGAUUCCGUGCAGGAUUGGUUUUAGCGGAUGGAAGGAGAGAUGGAAGGCGGAACAACAAAACAGGCCACCGUGUUGGAAGUUUUCCCUUCACCGUCGGACCCCCUGUUAUUCUCGCUCUUUGGCCUGGUUACACUCUGAGAAAUUUCGCAGUGUGCAUUGUGCUCUUCACUGGGUAUUCUGAGGGGGAAAAAAAUUAAGCAACUGGAAAACCAAAUAUUUAUUUGAUGUGGCCACCUAUUACUCCCGAGGGUGUUCUUAUUUGGGGGGCAGGAAACUGUUUAAGGAGACCUGGACUGUAUCUGGGGGAGAACUGAAGGAGCUAUGAGUGUUCGCAUCAAAACAGGAAGUUGGCAUUCUAAGGACUGGAGCAUCUGUGCUUCCAUGGUCAGCUGAGUAGACAGUGGUCCCUGCUGUGUUCCGUGGCAUUCUGUAGAAAGGACAGGUGUGUACCCCUGAACUGGAAGAACUGGAUUGCUACCAUGUUCUCAAUUUCUUGGCUACUUUAGGGUGUAUUUGGUGGGUGAGUGUACUCGUUUUUCCAAUGGGAUACAUUAUAGCACAAUUGUUUCUUGUUCAAUAAAGAUUGAAAACAGUCCCUCAUCCCUCAAACUCCAGUGUUAGAACUGCCUAGGUCCGUGUCCUGCCACUGUGCCAGGAUUUGGCCAAGCCCCGUCGUUGGAGGAGACUUAUUCGAUUGAUGGCUUCACACAGUCUGCUAUCCCUAUCAGAACAAGUAUUGUCUAAAGACACUGACAACAACUGGCCAGAAAGUGAGAAACUUGUUCAUAGAUCACAGAACAAAUGGAAGGCAUGAAAAUACAUAAAUCCAUUCAUGAUCUGUAAGUGAAAAUGAAUAAAUAUAAUUUUAGAGCUCUUAAAUAUUUAUUGUAUAGUCCAGGUUAUACAGAAUCUAUUUGUUUCAUUUUCUUAGCAAGUAAGAAUCUGUGCCUGGAAGAAAUCCACUGGUUUUGCUGAAAGAGAUAACAUCUGUGGUUCAGAGACAGGAGGGAAAAUGUUUGGGGGAAUUCUGAUCCCCGCUUCUCUGGGUUUAAAGCAAAACCGCUCCCAGUACGGCAGUGCUCCCACCCUCACAGACACACACACACACACACACACACACACACGUUUUAAAUACAAGAGACCAACAUUUUCUACACUUAUUGUUGGAUAAGGCCAUCUUAUUUGAAAGAAAGACUAAAGAACCUAAAAAUUUAUAAUGUAAAUAACAAAACCAGUUAUUUUCCUUGUGAUUAAAUAUCAAUUCUAUUUCUUUGGGCGCCCAAACAUGUCUUUAACUGUUAGUUCACUUCAACCCAUUGCUUUUGUCAAAACACAGUGAAAGGCUUCUUUUACAUGUGAACCCCUGUUUAUUUAAUUUUUGAUCAGUGGGACCAAUGGCCAGUAUAUCCCAGCAGGAGCAAACUUCCUAGCCUGUGUAUGCCAUCACUGGUCCACCUUGCCAUGUCCACCUUGCAGUGCCACCUGCCUUGCCUCUGCCUGUUGUUCUGCAUGAUUGGACUCCAAAACCACACCCGAUGAAGAGAGUUGUCCUAGAUCAGUGUUUUUGAAAUGUAUCUAGAGCGCACAUGCACAUAACAUACUUAUAUAUUCUCAUGUGGUUCUUUGUCAACCUGGAAGCCAAAACCAUGUAUGUCUGAUUUCUUUGCAUAGUCUCAGAGGUGAGACCUCUUGUCAGUCACAUGCUAGAUACACUGUGCUCUCAAUGGUAUCUAAUAUGGAUCAAAACCAAUCAGUCCAUUCCUGUGUUCUUUCUCGUGUUCUUUCAGUUCCAUUUUUUUCUCUUAUUCUAAAUGUGUCUGUUGGGAAGAGCAUGAGUUGGAGAACUUUGGCAUCUAUUGACUUCCCAGGUGGAAUCACGUCAACACAUUGUGAUUUGUAUGUCUUAUGGAAGUUCGUGUCCCUUCUCAUAAAGCCAAUUGAAACCUUGACUCUGUUGGACUUUCCUUUUGGCAAUGCGUGUUGCUCGCUCUGCUCUGUUUUCCCACACUGCCAGAGCUAUCAAGGGCUUCCAAGAUUUCCUUCUGACCCCUCUGAAAGAAACUUGAGGCAUGGUCAGGUUGUACCACAGAGUAGAUAAGAAGGAAGAAAUGGUCUUCUUCUCGGCCUAGAGAAAGCAGGUCAAGUGGCGUGUUUGUGCUUGAGAUUCAUUCAUUCCAGAAAGGCCUCUGCUCCCAUGGGCAGACACUGGUGUUGUGGCCACAGUUCAGGAAUAGCCAAUAGGAUAACAAUGAACAAAACAUUGGUAAGCAGAUCAAGGUUACAUAUUUUUCAGAUUAAUCAACAAAUGAUCCAAUUGUAACUUUGUCUAAGAGAUUAAUUUUGUCUACACCAUUAUCUGACACGUCUUACUGAAUUUAAGGAUGUGAAUGACAGCUUGGUGGAGUUCACCGAACCUGUCACGCUCCCCUGGCAAUGUCUGAACGGUAUUGAGGAGCGGCCUGCAUAUUUCUGUGAACAAUACAUUUUGCUUGUUCAAUUAAUAAAGAGCUCGAAAGGCAGACAUUCCCAUUAUUAUUUUUUCUUUUAUUUAGAGAAAAUGGAAAUGAAAAGCUGUUUAUUGCCUUUGCAAUGACCCUUAUUCUAUUUUCUAAUUAUUUUAAUUUCUUCUUUUUUUUAUUAAUUUUAUUUGAGAGGGAGAUGCAUAGAGGUUUCUUCCUGAGUAGGCCAAAUGAUCCUGGUACAUGCAAUCCCCCUGCCUCAGAUUCCAAGCUUGUUCAACUAUGCUUGACUGCCUAUUCUGACUUCAACCCACAACUCCUUACUUUUUUUUUUCAUUGAAAGUGACCAAACAUACAAAUCUAUAAAUACACAUAAGAGUAAAAAGGGAAAAUUCAUUCUUCAUGACAGUUUCCCAAAGAGAGCAAAUCGUUUGUCUGAAAACAUUACCCUAUAUUUGAUCGUUAUGAUAAAGUUUGCAGUGAGGCAAGGUGAAGGUUAUUGAGCAGUGUUUUCGUGGAGAGACUAAUGAAAAACCCAGUGUAGAGGGAUGAAUCGGCUUGCUCAAUAAUGAUUGUAAAGAAGGUAAAGGAUGUUUGCCUUACCAACCAGCUCAGAACUCAUUGCUGUGAUUUAUACAUGUAGCACUCCCUCCCAGGUUCCCCCCAAUAAUGUUUGAAAGGCAAUGCCUGGAAGAAGCGUCCAAACAGUGGUACACAGGAUGUCCCGUGUCUCAGGUCUAUUCAGGCCUGGCACCUCUGCACGGUUCUUCCCUUUCCGUUCCAGAUGGGGGUCCGUAGGCUCAGCGUCUAAAGCCACUGCAAUGAAGUACAGGAGUUUAUACGUCUCAAACACAGGAAAGAUAGGGUGCAGACAAACAAGAAUCAACCCUUCUGUCGAAUGUUUCUUUUUAAAAAGGUAUUCUAUCGGUGUGUAAAACUCGAGAAUAAAUAAGUCUAGACUGCUAAAUAGAGGAUUUGAGUUUGCUCAGUAGAGUGGUGAGUUCUGGUAUUGUCCUCCAGUCCACCUUGCUCAAAGUCUUUUUGCUCAAACAAUAGUCCAUAUUGUUCGCCUUUCAAUAACAUAUAUUCAGUGUCUUUGUGUUACACACCCUCUGUAAUCUGCUUAGAAGACUGGGUCUUUCAUUAUGUGGUUUUCACUACAAAUGCUAAAGUCCAUGUUCGUGCAAGCAUUGUCUACAAACAAAUACGCAGAAAAUAAAGUUCUACAAUGCUAAUAGCAUUUCACACAGUUGAAGGAACUAAUGAUUUGAAGGAAGACACUUGGAGGCAGUCACAUGUUCCUUAAUGGGUUGGUAACUUGAAUUGGCAUAAAUUAAUCUCUGAGAAGGUUAUUUUGAAUUUCUAGUUUAAUUUCUGGGCUACAUUCUAAAGUAUUUCAUCA